Molecule: messenger RNA, 4164 nt
Organism: Dermacentor silvarum
Lineage: Eukaryota; Metazoa; Arthropoda; Arachnida; Ixodida; Ixodidae
Product: glycine receptor subunit alpha-3-like
Biological process (GO): nervous system process; regulation of membrane potential; chemical synaptic transmission
Cellular component (GO): membrane; neuron projection; synapse
Molecular function (GO): chloride channel activity; extracellular ligand-gated monoatomic ion channel activity; transmembrane signaling receptor activity
Source: RefSeq, a predicted model, not a curated record
AGUCAAGUUCCAGAGCGCCUGCCAAGCCACAUGCGGCCCCCUGUCGGGAGACAUGAGCCGCCCUGGUCGCCUCCCUUGGAACGCGACACUCGCACUGUUCAUCGCCGCAGCAGCUGCAGCAGGCUACGUCUCGGCCGACGUGAACUGGAAUAACAUGAGGGGCGACGAAAACCUGGACAUCUCCUCAAUCCUGCCAGAAAACCCGCAGGAUUACGACAACCUUGCUCCUCCCAAGGAACAUGGAAAGGCAACAUCUGUCAAAUUCCACGUUACCGUCCUCAGCCUAGAUUCCAUCGACGAAGGUUCCAUGACCUACGUGGCGGACAUCUUCAUGUCACAGUCCUGGUACGACCACAGACUGAGGUUGCCGCGCAAUAUGACGUCCAAGUAUCGACUCCUCCCCGUGAACUGGUUGCACCAGAUGUGGCGGCCCGACUCGUUCUUCAAGAACGCAAAGCGCGUCACGUUCCAAGAGAUGACCAUUCCAAACCACUACAUAUGGCUCUACUCGGACGGCAGCAUACUCUAUAUGGUGAAGCUCACUCUCCUUCUCUCGUGCGCGAUGAAGUUCGAAACGUACCCACACGACACACAAGUCUGCACGAUGAAGAUCGAAAGCUUGUCGUACACAACGGAUGACCUCGUGUUCAGCUGGGACGAUAACGUGCCCCUGGUUGUAGAUGACGCCAUCGAGUUGCCUCAACACAACCUCGUCGAGACGGCGCUCAGCGACUGCACAACCGUUUAUUCUACAGGUAACUUCACCUGCAUCCAAGUGACCUUCACGCUCAAGCGACGCCUCGGCUACUACAUGUUCCACACGUACAUCCCGACCUGCCUGAUCGUCAUCAUGUCCUGGAUAUCCUUCUGGAUCAAGCCUGAGGCUGUGCCGGCCAGGGUGACGCUCUGCGUGACCAGCCUGCUCACCCUGUCCACGCAGCACGCGCAGUCGCAGAAGUCACUGCCCCCCGUGUCCUACAUCAAGGCCAUCGACAUCUUCAUGUCCUCCUGCACCGUGUUCGUGUUCGCCUCGCUCAUGGAGUACGCGCUCGUCAACAUCCUCAUGGGCGAGACGGACGAGAGCCUCGUCUACCGAAAGGCGAGGCCCGUCAACCUCGCCGCUAAGGUCACGGAAUCAAGGCGGCUCUCAAACGGUGCGCCCACGCAGAAGAUCGAGACAGCGCCCUCUUCAACAGGGCUACCUCGCCGACGUGACCGCGCCUUGCUUGUGGACAAGAUCUCUAGGGUAAUCUUCCCACUGUCCUUUGUCAUCCUCAACACCGUCUACUGGUCCGUCUACCUCGAUUACCCCUGAGGUACUGUCUCGUGUGGAAGAACUGCUCGUCAUAGAAGAUCAUCUUCAGCGUGAAACGCAGCUUGCGCGCAGCGCAACAAAGGACAUCAAGGACAUCGAGGACAUUCACUUCCCUCUGCCUGCAGGACAUAAUGCCGAGUUGUGGUGUUGCUUUGUGGUACACUAGAAGCUCGGGAAAGUCGCUUGCGUUCAGUCAGAGCUCUACGACGACCCCAGAUUGCAGGGCCAGCUCUGACACCACUCGGCAUUUCGGCGAUACUUUUCAAACAAACAACCUCCAUAAAAGUGCCAGCAAGAUCAAUCGUGGAUGGACACUUUGAAGGCAUAGAUCCUGCUGAACGCCGAACCAGCCAUAGCACAUAACCCUCCAGUCGCCAUGGCGCAGCCGACUUCAAAAUAGACUUGUAAGCAUAGUUUGGUAGUCAACACAAGUGAGUUCAUGCACGUGCUUCGUGAAGGACCAGUGUGAAAAUGACAGGUGGCAUCCUUUCAUCUGUGAUCUAUGGAGAAUGUUGCUCUAAAUCCUUCUCAUCAAAGCCCAGUGAUGCAGUCUGUGUAUUUUGUGCGCGCGGAGACUGAGCAAUCGCUGCGGCACCAAGGGGCCCAACGUAGAACGUUACCUCGGCAAAAGUGAGAGACACACAGAUUUCUUUAAGCGGCAGACGGUGAUUCUUACCUGUAAGGAACAUUCUCCAAGAACAGUCGGCAUACCGUCGCAGGAGGACAUUAAGAAGCCCUUAUUGCAUGUGUGCGUAGCUUCGAUUUAUUUGAACUGUGGCGAGUGAAGUGGUACAUCUAGUAGGGCCGAGAACGCCCAGGACACUGAAUUUCGACCACGUCAGAACGACAACGCUUAUGAAUAGUGUAUUGAGUGCGGGCUAUCCUGUGCGGCUGCCGUGUACCCAGUGGUUAGCGCGAAAACUUCGACUGAGGGCAUCUGUGAGACAGAAUGAGGGCGAUCCGUGACUCUAUCAAAGGACACCGCCAAGUCGAAGAAGUCGAAACUUGAAAGGGAAGUGUUGUGUAAAUGUGGUUAUUUACAUUGCAACUGGUUGUGACGCGCGCGACGCCGAGUGGUUAACCACAGUUGGUGUAUUCAAGGAUAAUGGACAACGUGGCGCGUAUGUGCAAACGCGUCUUGUUUUCCGGAAAGGUGGUGAGCACUUGACACUUCGGUCUGAAACUGACAUUUAACUUACAGGACAAUGUUAAACUCCUUCAGCUAGUGAUAGAAAAACUAGUUUCUCUUGUCGUUCUCCUACUAUCACAGCAGUCAAGUUCUCUUGUUGCAGCUACUUUGUGACCUCAUUAAGCUCAGCACACGCUUUUCGGCGACGCAGUGGGCGUACUGGGAAAACCAGAAAGCGACCCUUCUAUUGCACUGUCUGAACAGAUAAAAACUAAUAUUUUUUAUGAUUAUUUAGUUGGCUGCGUGUCAAGCGCGCUGUUGCUUAUAGAAUGAACCAUUGCCCGGUAAUGAGAUAUCAGCAAUAAGAGAAUAUUUCUGUACAGCCAUUCUCCUAAGGCACAGUGGGAGAAAUUCAUAAGCGGUAUAUUUUACGCUAAAGAAAGCAGAAAGGACCCAAUUAGACCACGCGAAAAACUGCUCGGAGUAAGCUAGUUCCCCAGAAAAUAAUACUAUAUCGCAUUGAACGAGCUGUUCGCUAGUUGAUACUUGCAGCAUUAUUAAUGGAAUACGUGUUGCCGAUUAGUAUAGCCUCAUUCAAGCCUUUCUAAUACGCGUAGAUGAAUUUGACAAGAAAUGUUCAAAAACUUGAUUAUUUUAGGUCUAUUGCAAUAAACACCAUUUUGUGAGACGUGAAGUAAGGCACUGUGAUCUACGAACUUUCCCAACCGGAGCAGCAGAAACAGUGUGCGUCGCUACCUUGAAUAUCGCUCUCUCUCUUGGUGUCCAUCAAAAAGUAUCAAAUGAUGCGAAAUCUCGUACGCGCGUUACCUAAAAUACGUCUUUAUUCUAUAAAUGUCUAGAUUAAAGCAAGAAAAGGUAUUUAAAUCACUUGUAUAUGUGCAAAAUGUUUCACUCACAGAAGUUCAUAAUAUAGAUUCUCGCCAGGUUCCUGGGAAAAUUUUGCACUUGAUUUUAGCCUAGUUUCGAGAACCACGACAUCAUGUGCCAUAUCUGCAAAUCAAAUUUGUGCCUACUUCGACUAUCGCAUAUUUCUCUUCUCCCUCUUCAACAAUAGAGAAAGAUAUCCUCAAUAAUAGCACCCAAAAGCUUUAGCCUAAAUAACCGGUUUCAACAGUAACAAACUUGCCGGAGUUCCAAAUUUUUAAGGACAUUUAUAGCUGGGGAAAAAUGAUUUCACUGCCGGGAGGCAGUAGAGCAGCCCAUAAUCGUAAUCGUCCCUAUCGAACAAAUUAUUAGAUAUGGCAGCAACACAGCGUGUCUCUUUUCGUCUAGCAAAUUUAAUAUAAAAGAAAGUUUAAGAAAAGAUGGGUGUUGUGAGUACAUGUUGAAAUUACACCUUUUUUUCGUCACUAUUACACAGAGGCUGGGAAAUGAUUUAACGUUUCAACUGCCACUCGAGAUGUUUCUUACAAGUUCGAGUAAAAAAUAAAUAUAAAUACUUAUUGCAUCUCGAAGUUUAGCGAAGUUAGCCACUGUCGGUAGUAAUUAGAAAAAAAAAAGACACGCACGAAGAAGUGUGAGUACGUCCUAGAAUAUCAGCUCAUGUACACGCUGGCUUCUUUUCAGAAUCUCUCCAACAUGACCAUCUCAUCUCGAGGCGAUAACUCCACGACCACUCAGGUCAUAGAUGCUCAGUUACAAACUCUGUCAAUAAAUUGCCUUUUCUUCUUGUUUACGUGUGUCGCUCAAACGAAACGCC